Ostrea edulis (European flat oyster) is the source of this 501-nucleotide messenger RNA. RefSeq lists its product as uncharacterized. The record is from RefSeq and is a predicted model, not a curated record. Bases 86 to 475 code for a protein of 129 amino acids. NCBI's taxonomy places the organism in Eukaryota, Metazoa, Mollusca, Bivalvia, Ostreida, Ostreidae. The transcript is spliced from 3 exons.
UUGUGACAGGUGAUAAUCAUUGAUUAAAAAGCAUCUAUAAAAACCGUUAUCAUGUUGUUCAUUUGAGAUAACUCAAGACGGAACCAUGGUACUCAUAACCUUGAAGAGUUUUCUCCUUCUCGCCAUUUUCGUCGCUUUCACAAAAGUCAUAAAUGGUCAUUAUGCCGAUCAUAUUGCACAGGCCUCCUGUGCUGCCUCGUUCUCGGGUGGAUUUGUUUCCGCUAUCCGAAGAGAUUGUGGAAGCAAAAAGACAUGCGCCACCAUUUGUAGGGAGGGCAUUUCAAGUAUGCGGGCAAUAUAUGGAAACCAAGGAUCUUCUACGGCCACCUGCUUCAAUGCGUUUCACUUCUACUACGGUCAUCCAAACCUGCAUCCCAAAACAAGAGGACGCGCUUUCAUGGCCAUGUAUCGCUAUGGGUCACGUGGUUGCCUUGCAACCUAUUGCGGUCCAAAUUUUUGCUGCUGUAGAGCAUAAAUAAAAGAAACUAUUACAAUUUCUUU